AAUGUUGAAGCUAGGUUGCGUCUUCGUGCAGCAGGAGAAUUAGAGAAGCAAAAACAAAAGAACCAGGAAAAUUUUGAUGCCAAAUAUUGCAAGAUUCAAGAAGCACUAAGAUGCCUGAAUGACUAUCGUGUGACAUGUGAAAUACGUGGCUUAGGCUAUUAUGACACCUUCAAACUUCAACAAGAUCCUGAGGACUUCAAUGCUAAUGUCAAAAGACUGGAACUUGCUGGUCUUUGGGAUGAGAUUCUUGAGAUGCUGAGGCGGUAUGACCUUCCCGAUAGUUUUGAGAGUCGUGCUGAGUGGGUGAGGUUAGGAACCACCUAUAGACAGAUUGUUGAGCCUUUAGAUAUUGCCAAUUACUACAGGCACUCAAAGAAUGAAGACACAGGACCCUAUAUAGCAAAUGGACGGCCAAAGCGCUACAGAUGUGUACAAAGAUGGUAUGAGCAAUCCCGCCGAAUGGCUACAGGGUCGAGUUCGGAAAGUUGUUUCUGGGCAAUGGUUGAGGAUCUUUGUACUGAUGCCAAUAACAACAGACCAUAUGAAGAUGUUAGAGAUAAGGUUUUAGAACUGGAAAGGAAAGUACUAAGGUGGAUGACUAAUGAUAAAUUAGGUAAAGAUGUUUUAUUUCAUAACUCCACUUUUGCCAUAUGGUGGAAGGCUUUACCCGAGCAUCAUAAGUCUGAGUCCUGCAUUGCCAGCUUAAUGAGCAAGGGAUGAGAAGCCGAGCAAAUAAUUCCACAUGGAUUGGAUUUGUUCUUGUGAGUAUAUUUGAGAUAUAAACAUUAGUGGCUUUGUACGGCUUUGUUGUUUAAUUGUACUUCACAUAAUUUU
This is a messenger RNA of Dendrobium catenatum, 834 nucleotides long. RefSeq names its product protein EDS1. Gene Ontology annotation, biological process: lipid metabolic process; defense response. The record is from RefSeq and is a predicted model, not a curated record. Lineage: Eukaryota; Viridiplantae; Streptophyta; Magnoliopsida; Asparagales; Orchidaceae.